AAGUUCUAGCAUGGGUCAUACGGUGAAAACUUCAAAGCGUGAUUGUUUCUCGAUGUGGCGAAACACCUUGUACAUUUCAUGCCUUUGUAAAUUGAGCAUGUUGAGAGAAAACACACAGGAGUUAAAAGCGUAAAACAGCGGACAUUUUUUGUGAUGUUUAUUUUAUUUGUGGUGUAAAGGCAUUGGACAAAGAAGAGUGCCACUCCCAACUGCAAUGCCAGCGAGAAAUGUAAAAGACGAGCCAGUCAACCCCGUCAUUGUCAUGGCAACAGAACCCAACGUUAGCAACCCACCGCUCAGCUCUGACAAGCAGCUGAAAAGCAUCAAACACAUCCUGCAGGAUUACAGGCAGGGCUCGCGUGUUGAAUAUGCCCAGUUACUUCACAGUGUUUGCAACCCCAAUCUUGAUCCUGCCACUCUACUCUCAUGGAUCAAAGAGUUCCAGAAAUGUGCUUCAUAUCUUGGGCAGGAGUUUGAGCCAUUAGUCAAAGCUCUCCUGCAAGUGAAUUGGUGGGAUAGAGGGCCCAAGAUGCUGAAGGAGUACCGUCGCUUUGUGACACGGCUUAUCACGGCCCACUCAGUGUACCUUGCCUCGGUCCUUGCCAUGCUGGCCAAGAACCUGGUUCCGUCUGACCCCCCAGUUGCACUCGCACACCCAAACCCAGCUGCAUUGAUAAAAGAACACGAAGCCGUUGACAGGUCAAAGUUCACCUGGGUCCAUGAGACGAUAGGCCUGCUACUCACUGUUGCACCAGCAACUCCCAAGUUCCUUCUACCAGUUCUUGCCGACUGUUUUCCGUGGAUCAAGAGAUCCUCAUAUAUCAUGAAUGGUUAUGUGGAGAACCUGCUUAACAUCACAGCGUACCUACCAGAGUUGAGAGUCAAAGUUCUUGAACUCAUUCUUCAUCGCAUGACGGAACUUGAUGUGAAUUCUCCAAAGGAAGACAUAUGGGAAGCUGAGAGUACUGCGGAGAGCCCAGACAAGCCCAACGAUGCAGAAGACAUGCAAUUCAAGAUGGAUGGUGUGGAGGAAGGAGACACAGACUGUCUCAAGGAUGCAGGCGAUGAGAAGAAAGAUGCAGUCCAACAUGAGAUGGCUGACAAGCUAGACAUACUCAUGACCACUAUGAUGACAUACAUCAGGGAUGCGUGCUACAAGAAUGAUGAGUUCCAGCUAGAGGAAGCCCGUCUCCUUCACAGACAUCUCCUUCAAGUCUUUGAUAAGGUCAUCCUCCCCACCCAUGCCUCCAGCCAUGUCCAGUUCUUACUCUUCUACUUCUGCAGCUUCAGACAGGCCAUCAUCGAUGCCUUUCUAGAAUACCUAUGGAAACGCUUCACCAAUCCCAACACACCUGCCGUGCUCCGCCAGGCCACGGCGUCCUACAUCGCAAGCUUUGUCUCCAGAGCAAACUUCCUCCCUGUCAGUACUGUCACAGCAUGUUUGGACCUGUUAGCUGCCUGGCUUCAUUCCUACAUUGACAACCAAGAGGUCAACAACAGACUGCGGCAAGACGUGUGUGUCCAUGGGCCGUUCUACUCACUCUGUCAGGCUGUGUUUUACAUUUUCAUCUUCCGCCAUCGUCAGCUCCUAGCAGACAACAAGGGUCUGCACUACCUGAUGGGGCUGAACCUGGAGCGUGUGGUCACCUGUAGAUUAAACCCAUUGAGGCUUUGCCUGCCGUCCAUCGUCAACAUGUUUGCCACAUUGACCAGGAAAUACCAGAUAGCAUACUGUUACACCGUCAUCGAGCGCAACAACCGGUCGCUGCAUCAGGUGGCCAAGCUACACUCCAGUGACUCCACAUCUAAACUCGCAGCGACAAACUUACUGGAUUCCUUCUUCCCAUUCGACCCUUACUUGCUGCCAAGGUCAGGGAAGUUUGUCCAGUCUUUGUACAGACAGUGGGAGGGAUGUAAACCUGACGAAGACACUUCAAACACGAGGGAGGAGGAAGAGGAUGAAUUUGUGCAAUAUGAAGAGUGGGAUAGGGACCUCCCCCUGGGAAUUACACCUACAAAUGCAGCCUGCAUCUCCCCUGGAUUCAGGAGCUAAGCUCCAAACUCGUUUCGGCACAAUCAUGUAAGAUGCAGGGUUCGAUUGGACUACUCAAGAAUUUGUACCAAUCUAAUGGGGAAGAUAACUGAUGGUAUUGUCUCGUCGGUUAUUUUUAUGUUUGAACUUUUUUCUUUUUAUUUUCAAUGUUUCUUGUAAAGAACCUCAAGUUUCCAUGUCUGUGUUUCUUGGAUGUCGUACCCUGAAAAAUUAAUUUCUGAAUGGAAUUGCUAAAUAUGUACCUUCAGUCCACAGAGUCAGUUAUCUCCAGUUAUUAGCAGGGUAACAUAAGAACAAAACAUGUUUUGAAGGGCACAGACAUAACAACAUAACUCUGAUGAUGGGUUUCAGUAUAUUUUAUGUUUACAACCAAGUACCCCACCCCCUACUUUCUUUUAUGUACUUAUGUGAGUUUGGAAAGGAGUAAAACUACACAACUAGUCUUUUGAAAACACCAGAAAAUACUGGAAAAUUACCGUAGGCGUGAUUCCUUGCUAGAUAGCAUAUACAGGUUAAUGGCUUCUGACUAGCGCCCCUUGAACAACGAAAUCGACAUAACGGGGAACUGCAAACAUAGGAUGUGAUAGCUGAGUUGGUAGAGCACCGGAACUGUAGUUAAGAGGUCGCAGGUUCAAACCCUGUCCCAGUCAAUUACUUUGUUCAAUUUACAAACAAAAAAACCUGAAAAACUACCAUAAGGAAAAAAGGAACAAAUGCAAAAAUUACAGCUUACUGUAAAGCAGCAAAAGAAAUGUUAACAGCAUUUGUCCCAAGAACAGUUUCAGUCAAAACUCCAAAGUUUUGUCUUUAUUUUUAGCCUGAUUUCUGAAAAAGGAAUUACUGUUGUUUAAAAAAAAAGGUAACCAUUGGAAAUUCAAAUGUUUUUUAUUACAUCAGUGUGUUUUAAUUUGAAGAAUCAAAAUGGCCAUUUUAAUUCUAAAUUAGCAAGUUAAAUGCCUUGCUGUUUCACAAAUUAAUAAGUUUUCUGAUAUACUACAUUGUGAGAAAUGUAAGGGCUUAUGUACCAUGAGCCAAACUUAUGUUGAAACAUGGCAUAAAUAACAAUUGCAUAGCUGAAACAGAAUUUCAAUAUUGUAUUUUUGGCUUUAGAAAUGUCAGUUGACAUUAAUAAUGUAACAGUUUAUCAUAGUAUUUGUACAAAUGUUAAUUGUAUUUAUUAGCAUCUGUAAUAUGCAGGCAUAUGUACAUAUAUAUACAAUGUAUAUGUAAUUACAAGUGCAUUUCAUAAUAAAACACAUUGACGUCCA
Patiria miniata (bat star) is the source of this 3321-nucleotide messenger RNA. It is a transcript of the gene rrn3, whose product is annotated as RNA polymerase I-specific transcription initiation factor RRN3-like. The record is from RefSeq and is a predicted model, not a curated record. Bases 215 to 2053 code for a protein of 612 amino acids. Gene Ontology annotation, cellular component: nucleus. The transcript has 17 exons. Gene Ontology annotation, molecular function: RNA polymerase I core binding; RNA polymerase I general transcription initiation factor activity. Gene Ontology annotation, biological process: transcription initiation at RNA polymerase I promoter. Lineage: Eukaryota; Metazoa; Echinodermata; Asteroidea; Valvatida; Asterinidae.